Messenger RNA from Spodoptera frugiperda (fall armyworm), 2587 nucleotides. RefSeq lists its product as uncharacterized. Lineage: Eukaryota; Metazoa; Arthropoda; Insecta; Lepidoptera; Noctuidae. Bases 122 to 811 code for a protein of 229 amino acids. The transcript has 2 exons. The record is from RefSeq and is a predicted model, not a curated record.
ACCUCCCCGUCCCUCACGGCCGCGCGCCGCCGCCGUCUGUCGUCCGCUCCCCCUCACCCCGUUUCUCAGUCGCGCGCAAGCCACCACAGACGUAACACGUAUUAAAAAUUAUCAAAACACAAUGAAUCCAAAUAAGUUACACUGUUACAAAUGGACACCAACACAACAAAAGCUAAUCCAACUAGUAAAAGAUUAUAAAGUAUGUGAAAUUGAGUGCGAAAUACUCAAUUACAACAAAAAAUUCUUAAAGAAAACAACUUGGGAUAGGAUAUCUCGAGAUUUAGAAUUCCCUGCGAUUAAAUGCCGCAGUUUGUGGUAUAAUAUACAAAUGAUUUACAAAAGAUUGAAGUUACUGGUCCUGGAAGGAAAAAUUACCGAGUCAGAAGUCCGCAAUAAUGACAAGGUGGCAAAUUAUUUCGACGGAUCCCUUGAUUUCCUUGAUCCCUAUAUUAAAAACGCGUCUCCAUAUGAAAUCAAAAAGAUUCAACAAAAUGAACGUGCUAAACUAACUAUCUCACACCUACUUGGAAUUGAUAUCGAUAUGGAAACAAAAUAUGAAGCUUCAGUAAACCGCGGUCAAGAAGUAUAUGAGGCAGCUACUUCUACAGAUGGCUUGCCCAAAGAAGAGUGUUCUAAAAGACCGGAUUUAGCAAAUUUCUUAGUGAAACACAGUUUUAGUAACGAAAAACAUACAUUAAAGACUUACAUGGAUGAUUUAGCACGUGCUGUAUGCACUACACUACAACCUGCAGACCGUAGAUUGUUGAUUAAAGAAAUCGAUACAAUUGUAAGUGAUUUGUUGCAAGGAUGAAUAUUUUUAAACGCUAAUAAUUAUGUUAUCGGCUUACUCACGUAAAGUUUUAACGAGGAACUCGACUAGUUUCAAGCCAUGCUAGAGGCUCAUAUUCUCAGUAGCAGCGCGACAAUCGCCGCGUCGUGUGUCGCGGAAUGCUGCUCAAUGCUCAUGUACUGUAACUUUGUAGCUCUGUAACAGGUUGAUGUUUGUUUUUUUAAACGUAGUUUUAUUGUUUCCGAUAUAUUGUAAAGCUAACGUUGAAUAGGUCUUACUAUUGAAUUGACUGAUUUUUAUCCAAAUAUUUUAACGUUUGUAUAAUAAAAAUAAUGAUAAUUUGAUGAUUAACAACACACACGUAACUGUUCGGCGAGGUAUCUCGACUAGUUUCAAGCUACAUUGUGGUCCUUUAGUUAAGAAAACCUACCAAUCAACUAAACUCUAAAUCUUAUAGCCACGCACCUAAACUCUUAAGGAUCUAGACACACGGCAGUGUGUCCGCCAAGUUCGAGCAAAAAAACCGACACACCGGCCGUGGGUUAUAUUACACGAACCAUUUCGGGCCAAGUUCGACCCACCUAUAACUCAAAAUCUAUUUUAUCUACGCAUAUGAAAUUUCUAGUAUCUGUCGAGAUCUACUUACUUAUCUAAAAUACAAAAUUUCAUUAAUGUACCUAUUGUAGGUCUAGAGAUAUUGACAUCAGAAAAUCGCUAUUUUUACUAUACACUCACUGACUGACUGACUCACUCACUCAUCAAAAACCUAGACCACUUCCAAUGGUCGUAUUGACUUGAAAUUUGGCAUGGAGGUAGGUCUUUAGGUCAAAGUAAAGGAAAAAAUCUGAAAAUGGCCAAGUGUGAGUCGGUUUUAAAAAUAAUGAAGGUGUAAAUUCAUACCCCUAAGGAAGUAAAACAAAAAAAUUAUCUAUAUCUUCCAAUGGUCGUACCGACCUAAAAUUCGUUACGAAGGUUUGUAUUUAGUCAAAGUAAAGUAAAAUAAGAAAAAAAGAAAAUAAACCUUACAAAAAUAAAUGAAAUCCCACCCAAAACAUAAAUGUGAAAGGCUGCCAAGUUCGAUAAUAUUGGAAUGCUUCGCCUAUAAAAGAAGUGAGAUCUAAAUAAGUACCAAGUUCCAUACAAAGACCUCAGUUAAAAAUGAUAUAACUUGGCAAGUUUUAAUAGAAAAUUAUAUACUUGACUCAUUGCCUUUAGUAGGUUUAUAACAAAGUGUAUGAAAACUUGCCAACUUGUUAUAUCAUUUUUAACUGAGGUCUGUGUAUGGAACUUGGUACUUAUUUAGAUCUCACUUCUUUUAUAGGCGAAGCAUUCCAAUAUUAUCGAACUUGGCAGCCUUUCACAUUUAUGUUUUGGGUGGGAUCUAUAUUAGUAGAGUUAUCUCUUCGAACAGUUUUUUUUUGAGAAAGAAUGAAAAUAUUUUAUUUCAUAUCCUAGGAAUGUUAGAAAUGCGAGUUUUUGUGUAUGUUUGUUUGUUUAAUAGUCCUUCACGUCAAAACGGAUGAAGGAAUCGAGGUGAAAUUUGGAGAUUAUGGUCUAGAAUAACACAUUAGCUACUUUUUAUCCCAACGGGAAUGCGGGCGAAGCCGUUGACAUAAGCUAAGUUUUAUAAUAAUAUUUAUACUACAACUGUUGUAUUAUUGAUUAUUGUGUGAAUUUGUGCUGCGUUUAAAAAUGUUGCAAUGUUGAACAAUUUUUAAUUUUUGUCUGUGAUUUUUGUAAGCGACUGUUUUAAUACUUUUAAUUAGUUAGCGUAGAACGCAGCGAUUUUGUAAUAUU